Messenger RNA from Marasmius oreades (fairy-ring Marasmius), 1843 nucleotides. RefSeq lists its product as uncharacterized. The record is from RefSeq and is a predicted model, not a curated record. Gene Ontology annotation, biological process: chromatin remodeling. The transcript has 14 exons. Bases 76 to 1653 code for a protein of 525 amino acids. Gene Ontology annotation, molecular function: histone methyltransferase activity; protein binding. NCBI's taxonomy places the organism in Eukaryota, Fungi, Basidiomycota, Agaricomycetes, Agaricales, Marasmiaceae.
GAAACACUGGCUGGACGAGUUAGAGACUUUGACCAAAUCCCUCGUUUCGUAUCUUGUACGCCGAUCAGCCGAACAAUGAUGCGGGGUGAUGUGGCCCCGUUUCUUCCUUUUGCUGAUUCUCCUAAAUUCCCAACUCAUAAGCUUUUGAGGAGUUUACAAUGGACCCCGCGGUUCAGCUUUGACCCAGAGAUAGAGUCUUUGGAAUACGAAGUUGCACGACAGCUACGUUUCGACCAUGGUUUUACUGACGAUGACAUCGAUGGAAUGGAACUCUUCUACCGACAUCGUGAUGAGGUGUGGAAAGACCGUCCUCGUUUCUUGCGCCUGCGUAAAGAGAAUAAAAGUGGGCUACUGUGGGAACACAAUCAGAGGGACCAUUCUGCGACCUGGCCACGAUUGAAGUCUGGGGACGAAAAACAUUUUCCUGUUUCAUACUUACUCGUAGACAACAUUCCUGAACAGGUUAACAGCCUCUUCUCCAACGUGAAUCGUGGUAGCUAUCAGUUUUGCCCAAACCUGAAUUGCUUGCUUCAUUUUUGCGGUGUUCACAUACGCGAAAGUGGUCUCCCUCCUUUCGAUCCUAUCCCCCCAAACCAGAAGAGCUGGUUGAAAAAUCUUAAUGUGACCGUCGAAGGAAGACCUGAGUGUGGACCCUGCUGUUAUCGUUUGGUUUAUGACCAGGACCAGUGGCAGGAAAACAUACUUCCAUGUAACGAAGAAGAAACUGCAUUGAUCGAAGACUUGCUCAAGUUCGAACCCAACAUUUGUCCUUGUGAUCUAGCAGUGAUAUGUCGAAUUUCUUGCAAAGCGGUCUACCAUCAUUGUCUUCGGAUAUUCUCACUUGAGCCGGGCUUUGAAUCCAUGCUCAUGCAGAUCGAACCCGGGGAAGAGGUCGAAUCAGCCGUUAUCCCGAAACCUCGUUUGUACUACAACUCCAACGAAUCUUCUAUCCACAAAUGGAAUAUAGAGCGUCAGCUGUGUACAUGCACAGAUGAGGAAACCUGCGAGAGAUCGCCCAACUGUCUCUGCAAACACCACGGUGUGUUUUGUGAACGUAAUUGUCGUUGCAAGAGAAGUUGUGGAUUGAGAUUUCCGGGCUGCGAAUGCCAGGACGGUUGUCGGUCCAAAGGAACAUGUCGAUGCCUUGGGUACAGUAGAGAGUGUAGCCCCGAACUUUGUUUCAAGUGCAACGCCCGCGGAGAUGAGAAUCAUCGAGAAGGAAAGCGCAUCCAGUGCCGGAACGUAAGGAUUAUGGCUGGAAUUCUUCCGCUCCUUGAGAUCAAGCGGGCCCAAUAUGGAGCAGGGGCUUUUGCAACAGAGGGCAUUCGCCAGAAACAGUACAUCGGAGAAUACGUGGGCGAGCUCCUCCCAGUAAACUUUGAAGAAUUUGAACGCAAAGAGGCAAUCAACGACUACAGGAAGCUUAACUAUCUAUUUAGCUUGAACUCCAAUAACUUCGUUCUUGAUGCUGAUUGUAUGGGCAACGAGACUCGCUGUUUAAAUGAAGAUAAGGAGGGUGCUAAUUGUGAAGUUUUCGAGCUCUUCGUCAACGGUGAACCACGCAUUGGUAUUCGGGCGACUAAGCCAAUCAAGAGCGGCGAGGAACUUUACCUGCACUACGGCAAUCAAUACUGGACGGGAGAUGAUCACUAGUAGUGAUAUUAAUGGCAAAAACUCACAAGAUGGCGAAAAAUACUAUGGAAGAAGAAAAGGAGAGUGAAGGUGAUAUUGAAGAAAAAGCAAUGUUCGGAAAGGACAACGAGCGAUGACAAGAAUAUGAUGUAAGAACUGAAAAUGAUACAGAGGAGGGAGAAAGCUCGAUACAGAUAAUAAGAUAAUACGA